GGCACCGCCGCGGCAGGCCCCGUCCCGCUGUUUAAAUGCCGGCGACGGUUGGCGGCCUCGGUAGCGACCGCGGCGGGAGCGCAGCAGCGGCCGGGCGCGGGCAGCUUGGUGGAAACCAUGGAGGAGCUGACAGGCCUGGGCCGGGUCUCUGCAGAGGAUGAGGAGCAGCUGGCAGCCCUGCUGGCCCUGUAUGCCCGGCAGGGACACAGCAGGGAGUCGACACAGUCCUCUGAGGACGCCUGCUGUGAGGCCUCUCUCGAUCUGGGGGUGCAGCCAGCCCUUCCCGAGGAGCAAAGGGGCACCAAGAGGUUGGUGAUGAAGAGGAAGGUGCUAAGGCACAGACCUGAUGGAGGAGUGGAGAUCUCUGACGAGUCAGAGAACGACCCUGAGGUGUGGAGCCUGAGGCAGAAAAUGCUCCAGCCUGAGACUGACGACAGCAUCUCUGAGGGGGAGAUGGAGACCAGCAGCAGCAUCUUCCCCCGUGAGUCCGAAGGGGACAGUCCCCUCCUGCUCAGGGAGUCCCGGAGCCGGAGCUCUCGCACUUCUCAGUGCAGCACAGCGCCCAAAUCCUUCAUCCCCCCUCGGCUGGAGCCGCUGGGACAUCACCGAGGCAAGACCGACUGCGUGGCCAAGUACUUCGACUACAAACGGGAGUGGGACAAGUUCGGGAUCCCGGGGGAGAAUCCGCGGCUGGAGCUGCGCAGGAGCAUCCGGGAGCAGAUGCGGUGCCCGCCCGAGCUGCCCGCCAGGGCCCCGCAGCCCUGCGUGCCCAACACCUACAUCGUGCCCACCGAGAAGAAGCGGGCGGCGCUGCGCUGGGCGGUGCGCUGGGAGCUGGCCAAGGGCCUCCUGCCCCGCGGGGCCUCUCGCUGGCUCUCCAAAGCCCACAGCUUCUGACGGCUCCGCGGCCUCUGCCCCACAACCCCCACCCCAGCUGGGGCAGGUUUAUGGCACCUGGGCACUGCCUCUGCUUAAUAAAAGGUCUGGAAGGUUUGGGGGGUGCUGUGGGUUGUUUAAGGUCUCCUGAGCCCCUUGGAUUCCCCAUCUAUCAUAACCCCACCCCACUCUGGGCUCCUCUUGCCUGUUUUUACCUCAUUUUGAUAAUAAAUUAAUUUGGGGGUGA
This is a messenger RNA of Pogoniulus pusillus (Red-fronted tinkerbird), 1123 nucleotides long. It is a transcript of the gene HYLS1, whose product is annotated as HYLS1 centriolar and ciliogenesis associated. Gene Ontology annotation, cellular component: centriole; non-motile cilium. The transcript is spliced from 2 exons. The record is from RefSeq and is a predicted model, not a curated record. Gene Ontology annotation, biological process: cilium assembly. NCBI's taxonomy places the organism in Eukaryota, Metazoa, Chordata, Aves, Piciformes, Lybiidae. Bases 118 to 897 code for a protein of 259 amino acids.